Molecule: messenger RNA, 1560 nt
Organism: Lathyrus oleraceus (garden pea)
Lineage: Eukaryota; Viridiplantae; Streptophyta; Magnoliopsida; Fabales; Fabaceae
Product: heptahelical transmembrane protein 2
Exons: 4
Coding region: 403-1416 (337 amino acids)
Biological process (GO): response to hormone
Cellular component (GO): membrane
Molecular function (GO): signaling receptor activity
Source: RefSeq, a predicted model, not a curated record
ACAUGACAAUAUGCAUGAGCAGAGAAUAAAGACGCAUCCAAGCCUUAGUUGGCUUAAGUUUUAUCAUUGGUUCUUCAUAUUUUCUUUGUUGACACAAAACCCUCAUUCUUCACCUUCCGGUAAAAAAAAAUUUGCUUUCAAGUUUGAACAAACGUUAAUGGUAAUAGAUAUAUUUUACUUUUCCCUUGUCAUCAACUUGAAAAAUCCAAUCAACUCUUGCCACGAAACCAAUAAUUUUUUUUUAUAUUUUUCAUUACCAAUAAAAGAACCUCACUGUUUGUUUGGGUAUAAAUAGGGACAGGCCAGUAACUAACCCGAGGAAUAGAUAGAUAAAUAUUUAUAUUUGGUAACAUUCUCGCCGGAAAACAAACGAAGAUAAGAUUUUCCGGCGAGCUCGCUGAGAUGAAGGUUCAUCGGCAGAAAAGCGAUAAGCGGAAGAGAACGAAGUCGAGAUUGGUGAAGUUUGAAGAAUUACCGGAAUAUUUGAAAGAUAAUGAGUUCAUUUUGGAUCAUUACCGGUCGGAAUGGCCGGUGAAGGAUUCUUUGUUGAGCGUUUUCGCGUGGCAUAACGAGACGCUGAAUGUUUGGACUCAUUUAGGAGGGUUUUUCAUAUUUGCCGCGAUGGCGGUGGUGAGUUUUCCGGCGGCGACCGAACUCGUAGGAGGAGGAGGUUUUCUCUCUAAAAUUUACAGAGUAGGAGCCAUGGGAAAGCAGAUCAACGGUUCUGAAUCUCAAAACAAAGGCUUUCAGGAUUGGCAUUUGAGACAGAUAUUGGAAGUAACCAUCUUUGAUGGAGUGACAGAAACAAUUCCAAGAUGGCCAUGGUUCAUUUUCUUAGUUGGAGGAAUGUGUUGCUUAGCUUGCAGCUCUAUUUCCCAUCUUCUAGCUUGCCACUCCAAACGCUUCAACCUCUUUUUCUGGCGUCUAGAUUACGCCGGAAUAUCAAUCAUGAUAGUAUCCUCUUUCUAUGCUCCAAUUUACUACGUCUUUUUCUGCAAUCCAUAUGCAAGGUUACUCUAUUUGACAUCAAUAUCAGUCCUUGGAGUAGUGGCAAUAAUAACCCUUCUUUCCCCAACACUUUCAGCGCCUCGGUUUCGAACCUUCAGAGCAUCAUUGUUCCUUUCAAUGGGAUUUUCAGGUGUUAUUCCAGCAGUUCAUGCUCUUGUAAGCAACUGGGGUCAGUCGCAUAUUGUAGUUGCAAUUGGAUAUGAGCUGAUAACGGGGAUUCUAUAUGCCAUAGGUGUUGUGUUUUAUGUGACUAGAAUACCAGAGAGAUGGAAGCCUGGAGCAUUUGAUAUUGCAGGACAUAGUCAUCAGAUAUUUCAUGUUUUUGUUGUUCUUGGGGCACUUGCACAUAGCACUGCCACACUUGUCAUAAUGGAUUUUCGAAGGGGAUCACCCACUUGUGCAUUUUAGUUCGUCAACUUUGUAUUCUUCUUUCUAUGGAUGCUAGAUGCAGCUUUUAAACUGCGCAGAUAGAACUAGUAACAAAUAUGACUUGUUUUUUCAUAUUCAAGUAGUGUAGUGACGGGAAUUAAAUAAAUUUGAUUAUUUUAUUCA